GUUCUAUAUUUUAAACUCAGGGGCUUAGCCAGAAUAUUGCAGCUGUAACACUAGUCAAAUUUCCCUUUAAGGACAUUCUGAAGGGAAGUUUUUUUCCUUGUGGUUUUAAGUAGACAUUGACAAGGAGUGGUUCUGUCUGAGGAGGAGCCUUGUGUGCGUGCCACAGAUUUGGAGGAAAGAGCCUAUUUUUUCCUCCAAGUUGAAAAGCUGUAGGGAGGAUCCGAUAACGAUGGUGACCCGUUCUGUUCCUUUUGGAGCUGACAUGCCUGUGAGUAAGAGGCGAAUCUAUUGCCUAUUCUUCCAGACUGUGUAGAUCCAAAGAAAAAGCAGCUGAAGAAAAAGACCAAACAGAAAUGGCAAGUACUCAAUUUGAAUGCCAAUACUGCACGACAUCCCUUCUUGGGAAGAAGUACGUACUCAAGGAUGAUCAUCUCUACUGUGUCUCCUGCUAUGAUCGGAUCUUUUCUAACUAUUGUGAGCAGUGCAAAGAGCCAAUUGAAUCAGAUUCUAAGGAUCUUUGUUACAAAAACCGUCACUGGCAUGAAGGUUGCUUCAAGUGCACCAAAUGCGACCACUCUUUGGUGGAAAAGCCUUUUGUUGCCAAGGAUGAACGCCUGCUCUGCACAGACUGUUAUUCUAACGAGUGUUCCUCCAAGUGCUUCCACUGCAAGAGAAACAUCAUGCCAGGUUCUCGAAAAAUGGAGUUUAAGGGCAACUACUGGCAUGAAACCUGCUUUGUGUGUGAGCACUGCCGACAGCCGAUAGGAACCAAGCCUCUGAUCUCCAAAGAGAGUGGCAAUUAUUGUGUGCCCUGCUUCGAGAAGGAGUUCGCUCACUACUGCAACUUCUGUAAGAAGGUGAUAACUUCCGGUGGGAUAACCUUCCGUGACCAGUUAUGGCAUAAAGAGUGCUUUCUGUGCAGCGGCUGCAGGAAAGAGCUUUGUGAGGAGGCAUUUAUGUCCAGGGAUGAUUUCCCAUUCUGCUUGGAUUGCUACAACCAUCUUUAUGCAAAAAAGUGUGCAGCCUGCACCAAACCCAUCACUGGUCUCAGAGGUGCCAAGUUCAUCUGCUUUCAGGACCGCCAGUGGCACAGUGAGUGCUUCAACUGUGGGAAGUGCUCCGUCUCCUUGGUGGGCGAAGGAUUCUUGACGCAGAACAUGGAAAUCUUCUGCCGCAAGUGUGGCUCUGGGGCAGACGCUGAUGCGUAGGAAGAGACGGUCUCUCCCGGACCUGAAACCCACUUUGCCUUUGCUCUCUCUCACUAAAAGGGGAACUCGGUGGUAGUAAUACUCUUCGUUUGUAUUUUAGAAAGCAAUUUAGUACAGGGUACAUAGCAGGAAAAGGCUAGUAUACCUUAUAAUUGAACUCUAUAAUAAGAAACACACAAAACACAGUCUAAUAGAAAAAUGAAUUACUAGACCACAAAGCUCUAUCUCCUUGCAAAAUAGUGCACUCUGCUGUUAGAAACAUGAGAUAAUACCUCUUCAUUAUUGAGUAUAUGGCCUAUAUUUAGUAAUUGUGAAUACUGCUGCUGAAGGACAUUUUUCAAAACUACAGAAGGUAAACAAGAUCCAAUUGAGAAGUAUACAAGAGACAAAUGUUUGCCUUUUAAACUAGCUGGUUAUAUAUGGCACAUUAGGCUGAAUAUGAAUAGUGGAAGAACAAGAUUUAUGAAAAAUCAAUUAGUAAUCAUCACACUUAACAACCUUAUCAUUUUAGAAUCAUUCUUUGUUCGCAAGUACUGAAUAAGAGCUGAGAAACAAAGCUGUGAAUUUUUCUUGUACACAAGGCUACCACCCUCAGCUGCUCCUUAGUCAAUGAAAUUGGACAACUAUGCUACCUUUAUAUUUAGAUACAACGGCCAUCCCUAUCUGAGCAGAACCAAACAUGCAUUUUCAUUAGAUUUAGAUUACAGAUUCAAAUACAUUUUAGAUUAGUUAUAUUUCCAAAGCCCACAUGGCUUUUCUAAAUGUUUACAGAUUUCAUCUAUUCUUUUAAAUGAAUUUGAUCAAAAUAAUUGUUGUUCCCAAAGGCAAACCUUUAAAGUAAAUGAAUUAUUAGAUUUUUCACUCAUGAAAAUGAAUGUUAGGGAAGCAGUUCAGUGUUAGAACACGAGUUUCAUCCAGAGAGCUAAGGCAUGAUAGAAUGCAUAAUUAUUUCUAAGCCUUAUACAUUUGCCUUUGAAAACUAUAUAGAUAACUAAUGAUCAAACAUAAAAGUGGACUAAAAAGCAACCUAGUAAAAGUAAUAACUUACAAAUAAUACUUCACUGUUGAUAACUCAGGACCCGCAAACAAACACAAUAUAAGAAAGUGGGAGGCAGAAAAGCCCUCCUUAGUUCUUUCAUGAUUGAGUUACCCCCUGUCCUGAAGCCAGCCAACCCCAGAGCUCCAGUCUGUGUAUGACCAGGACUUCCAAACCCUAAGCAGUCAAUCCAGAAAUCAACAUUUAUUCUGUCAGCAAGGAAGUUUUAGCGGGAAUUCUGCCAUGAUAUAAACAACCCUUGUUUCAAGCACCAAUCGAUCAUCAUUAAAUGAAAUUGCAUAGGUAAAAUUAAGCAUGCUGAUUAUUUUGUGAUCUAGAAAAUAAUUCACUCACAACUGUAAAAAUCUAAAUUCUUCAAAAUUUAAAUAGAUAUACAAGAUAUGGUAUUGUCUCUGUUAACCAAUUACAGAUAAUCAUGUAGCACAUGAUAU
Messenger RNA from Chionomys nivalis (European snow vole), 2696 nucleotides. RefSeq names its product four and a half LIM domains 5 (gene Fhl5). NCBI's taxonomy places the organism in Eukaryota, Metazoa, Chordata, Mammalia, Rodentia, Cricetidae. Gene Ontology annotation, molecular function: transcription coactivator activity. The transcript has 6 exons. The record is from RefSeq and is a predicted model, not a curated record. Gene Ontology annotation, cellular component: nucleus; Z disc. Gene Ontology annotation, biological process: positive regulation of transcription by RNA polymerase II. Bases 354 to 1208 code for a protein of 284 amino acids.